Morone saxatilis (striped sea-bass) is the source of this 3828-nucleotide messenger RNA. RefSeq names its product epithelial splicing regulatory protein 2 (gene esrp2). Gene Ontology annotation, molecular function: mRNA binding. The record is from RefSeq and is a predicted model, not a curated record. The transcript has 17 exons. Gene Ontology annotation, biological process: regulation of RNA splicing. Gene Ontology annotation, cellular component: ribonucleoprotein complex; nucleoplasm. Bases 135 to 2285 code for a protein of 716 amino acids. NCBI's taxonomy places the organism in Eukaryota, Metazoa, Chordata, Actinopteri, Moronidae.
AAAAAAAAAACAGGGCUUGUUAUGGAGUUCGUGUGAACGAGACACGGAUUUCCACCCUUCUCUACCAGUUAAACCAGUAUCUCUGGAUAGAGCACACUCAAGUACUUCAACAGUUUUUACCCUUGUGGUCCCUGAUGGCUUCGCACAGUGAUACUCUGGUGGUGUUCUUUGGGGCAACAGCUGGUGCAAAUGGGGGUAAACUGGGUUCGGAUGAGAGGGAAAUAAUUCUCUUGGUGUGGCAAAUUGUGGAUCUACAUGAGAAAAAGGUUGGGAAGCUUCAGAGAUGUCUUGUCAAGCCAGACACUUUGGAGCUGACAGACCAGUGUAAAGAGGAGACAGGACUGACUCUGGACGACGUGGUCAAAGCUGAGCCCCUGGAUAAAGUUCUGCAGCAGUUCCAACAGUCAGUGUCAUCAGAACUGAAAUGCCUCGGCAGGAGCACUUACACACUUUGUGUCAACAGUCCCCUUGUCAUCCGACAGGCCCUCCACCCCGAAGCUUCCAAAAAGAAUCUUGUCCUUCCUGAAUGUUUCUUUUCAUUUGUGGACAUCAGGAAGGAGUUUCACAAAUGCUGCCCCAAUGCCGGCCCUGUGCAGAAGCUCGAACUCCCCUCCAUGUUGGAAUAUGUUGGUCUUCCUGCUGUGUCAGAGCAGUUGAUGGGGGUGAGGGAGGUGAGCAGUAUGGUGCAGCUGACACUCUGCAUCCUGGCAGAGCCCUACAAUCACAAGUUCUCCUCUGUUGAAACAGUGAAGUACAAGUUUGAUUCCGGCACAUGUAGUAAGACAGAGCCGGUGGACAGUGAGACAGUGAUCAGAGCACGGGGGCUUCCAUGGCAGUCCUCAGACCAAGACAUUGCUCGCUUCUUUAAAGGCCUCAGUAUUGCCAAGGGUGGCGUGGCGCUGUGUCUUAACGCUCAGGGCAGGAGAAAUGGCGAGGCCUUAGUUCGUUUCAUCAACUCAGAACACAGGGACCUGGCCCUGGAGCGCCACAAGCACCACAUGGGCAGCCGCUACAUCGAGGUCUACAAGGCCACAGGAGAGGAAUUCCUCAAGAUUGCUGGAGGUACAUCUAACGAGGUGGCCCAGUUCCUGUCCAAAGAGAACCAGGUGAUUAUCCGUAUGCGGGGGUUGCCGUUCACUGCCACACCCCAGGAAGUGCUGUCCUUCCUUGGUCCUGAGAGCCCAGUUACAGAUAGUGCUGAGGGCCUUCUCUUUGUCAAGUACCCUGAUGGACGACCCACUGGCGAUGCCUUUGUGCUCUUUUCUUGCGAAGAGUACGCCCAGAAUGCCCUGAAGAAGCACAAGCAGAUCUUGGGGAAGCGGUAUAUCGAGCUGUUUCGGAGUACUGCGGCUGAGGUGCAACAGGUCCUGAACCGCUAUAUGUCCACGCCUCUGAUCUCCACGCUGCCCCCUUCACCUAUCGUGCCUGUUCCGGUCCUUGCCACGCCUCCCUUCCUUCCAGCAGCCAGCAGCACUCGCGACUGUGUCCGCCUCCGUGGCCUGCCCUACACUGCCGGCAUUGAAGAUAUCCUCGAGUUCAUGGGAGAGCACACCGUUGACAUCAAACCCCAUGGAGUCCACAUGGUCCUCAACCAACAGGGUCGGCCCUCCGGUGAUGCCUUCAUCCAAAUGAAAUCAUCUGACAAGGCAUUUAUGGUGGCCCAGAAGUGCCAUAAAAAGACCAUGAAGGACCGUUAUGUGGAGGUGUUCCAGUGCUCCACCGAGGAGAUGAGCAUCGUGCUGAUGGGAGGAACCCUGAACCGCAGCGGCCUCUCCCCUCCACCCUGCAAGCUACCCUGUCUGUCUCCCCCCACAGCCUACGCUGCCUUCCCCACCCCGCCUGCCAUUCUCUCUGAGGCUGCUCUCUACCAGCCCCCCCUGCUGGCUGCUCCCAGACCUCCCCAGACCACCACACACAGCCCCGCUCACACUCUGGCUUACUACCCCCCUCACCCACACCUGUACAUGAAUAUGAACAUGAACUACACAGCUUACUACCCCAGCCCCCCAGUUUCUCCUUCCACAGUUAGCUACUUUGCAGCCCCACCGGGAGCAGUGGCAGCAGCAGUGGCAGGCCAGCCUCACCCUGCCGCAGCCGCCUCUCCUGUCCUGCCUCAACAUGGCGCCCUGGUCAGGAUGCAGGGCCUUCCAUACAACACUGGAGUCAAGGACAUUCUUAGCUUCUUCCAGGGAUACCAGUACGCCCCUGACGAGUACAGCAACAUGGUUCAGAUGAGCGAACAGGCCAGGAGUCUGAUUCAGCCCAAAGAAUGGCUCUGUCUUUAGGGACUCACCCCAAGCUCCAGCCAGACGCCGUUCUCAUUUUGUACAACUUCAGUGGCCAGUGCAGCGGCGAGGCCUUGAUCACCUUCCCUAGCGAGGAGAUCGCCAGGCAGGCCGUAGCCGAGCGCUCCAACCACCCCUUCUACGGCCAGCAGGUCCACUUGAUCUUCUGUAACUGACCACUAGCCCCUCCUCUCCUUCAGUUUAAUGACCCAUUGAAGAGCCCCUGCCCCCAAAAUACAUCCUCCAGCAACAUAUUUUCAUAAAACUGAAACAAGUUGAUCCCAGUGCCACUUAAAACCACUAUUGAACCCCUCCCUUUUCUGUGAUGUGCCAUUUGUUGAUCCACAACUGACACUGCUGGCCCCUGACACUCCUGAAGCCGCUGCUGGAGUUCAGACAUCCACUGGAGUAGCAGCUGAAGUUAUUAAAGCUUCACGUGGAUGACUCUGUGGAUGUCACAUGCUGCGUUUCUGUGUAUUUGCACCUACCGUAAUAGCUGGUUGAGCAGAUGAGACGGUGUGGAGCCUGGACACCCCUAUAUCAGUGGCUCUGCAAAGCCAAAUAUGCAUGUAUAUUUAAAUUCUCCAUAUUUGCCCCCCCCCACCCCCACCCCGUAAAACUGUACAGAUGUUCAUCCUGAAAUGCUUGAGGCUGUACAAACCACUUCUGCCUACGACCUUUUCUGUAUAUUGUUAAGUUUUCACGCUUAACCACUACAAGAUUUAGAUUUUGCGUUCUCAGAUCCUUUGUGUUCUGCAGCUCUAUGCAAACACAGAUGUGUGUAUGUGCAUGCACAAUGUUUAUUGAUCCGAUGGCCUCCAGUAGGGCAGUGCUGACAUUUGAAAGAGAGACGACAAAGCCAUAGAGACCUGGGCUACGGAAACAACAGAGAAUAUGAAACUGUACUCGACUCAACUUGACUGUCACUGUCAUUAAUUUGAACCGAACCGUGAGCUACAGCAAUGCCACAGAUGUGCCAACGUACUAAUUCAUUUGUAACUUUAAUAUUUUUCUGUGAAGAGCAUUUAUGUGUGACAUACAGUAUGUCGGCCCAUUUAAACAUUUUUCAAGCACUACAGAUUUAUUUGCUCCAAUCAAAGAGUUGUCUUUAACAGAGUAGAAUGACAAAUUGAUUCUAUUUUUAUUAGUCUCAUUUCCUUACCAAAGUGGAGAUUUUGUUAUUAAAUGUAAAAAGGUAGAGGUGUAUCCUGAAGCCUUUGUAAUGAUUGACCUCAGCUACUAGAUCUCUUCUGUUUUGGUUUCCAGACUAUUUCUAAUGAUCAGUCUGUAGCAUGCUUUAAUGACCGGAGUACUGUGUAAAAGCUGCAUGAGUUUUUCCUCUGACAGGCCUGCUGACAGCUGUCUUAGGUUUUUCCUCUUCACUGUGCCUACAUUACCCAGAGUGCAAUACUGGCCAAAACAAGGCUAGGGCAACCUCUGGUGGCAGAGGAGAUGUUUGUUUCUUUUGUUGCAAGUUUGAGACUUGUAUGAAUUUAGAUCUGUGUAUAAGACCGUAAACAAUAAUAAAAAAUGUUGACAACGA